This is a messenger RNA of Bipolaris sorokiniana ND90Pr, 857 nucleotides long. RefSeq lists its product as uncharacterized. Lineage: Eukaryota; Fungi; Ascomycota; Dothideomycetes; Pleosporales; Pleosporaceae. The record is from RefSeq and is a predicted model, not a curated record. The transcript has 4 exons. The coding region runs from base 396 to 857 and encodes 153 amino acids.
CGAGCCACGUGUGCUAGGUAGCCAUGGCAGCGGAAGUAGCGAGACCCGUGCAGACGUUGUGACCCCUGGCCCUCGCUGGCCAACAUGGGAAAAGAUGCUGUGGAGUUGGCUAGACCCCGGUCUUUGCUGUCAAGACCACCGAGCUGGUAGCUCUUAGUCAGACGUCAUGGCUUGACGUUGCCGUGCUGGCCGGUCCCGCAGGAUCCGUGCAAGUGCAAGUGUGUAGUAGUAUAGGACACGGGUGCUGCACACUGUGGAUGCGGGUGCAACAGUCGUCUGUCAACUCGAGCGGUUACUGUAAAGACUACAUUGUCUUCUGGCGCAUAUUUCUAUAAUUGGUCUCUGGACAGAGCUAUUUUCAACGUGUGGAAGCGCUGGGGGUGGACGAACCGCCCAUGGGCAGUCGUUGUGGUAAGGUGGUUGAGGUUGUGCCGCAGAUCCUCGCUUGUGCCCUGUCCGAGACAACAAGACCUCCAGAACCCUGGUCAGCUCAACGGUUACUAGGCCAGGCCUGCCAGAACAUGACACGAUGCGCAGCGACCUCUACCAAACAUUCAAAAACCUUAGAUUACAGGAUUGCGGAGAAGUCGCCCCGCAUCGAGAGUGGAAGAGGCUCUGUGGGCGAAUCAGCUGGUACUUCGACAUCCACCAUUGCGACAUGCGGUAUGAAUGGCCUCUACACUAGAUGGUUCCAGAAGGGCGUGGUGAACAAUACUCAAAUUCGGAUUGCGGGUCUGGGAAACGAGACCCUCAAGACUGACUGUCAGUUAUCGUCACAGAUCCAUCGUUGGAAUCAUCCUAAAGCAAUCAGACCUCUAGAUUGGUUCGCUGGUCUCGAGACACAAACUAGUGCAUGA